AUGUACGCUAUCAUGGGGCUCUCUGUGCUCCUCGCCCUCGCCACGCCCUUUGUUCGCGCUGCUCUUUUCAUUAAUAAGAAGACGUACAUGGGUCCCGACUUCUUCCAAGACUUUACUUGGCAAACAGCUGACGAUCCAACUCAUGGCCGGGUGAACUUCGUCGACUUGCAAACCGCCUUGGUGAAAAAUCUCACCGCCGCAUCUCCUAAUAAAUUUGUCAUGCGCGUUGACUCGACAACCGUUGUGUCAAACGACGCGCGGGGUCGGGAUAGCAUUAGGAUAAUAUCCAAUGAUGCAUACGAUGAUGCGAUAAUCCUGAUAGACCUGUCCCACAUGCCUUUUGGUGCCGCGACAUGGCCCGCUUUUUGGACGCUCAGCGGGGAGGGUCCCUGGCCAAAUGGCGCAGAGAUAGAUAUCAUAGAAGGCGUAAACUACGAUACUCAGAAUUUGGCAUCUCUCCAUACGACAUCCAGUUGCUCCAUGGCUGAACAGCGACCUCAGUCUGGAUUCACAGUCUCAACAAAUUGUGAUGCCGCAGUGAACUGGAAUCAAGGUUGUGGUACUCGUUUCGCCAAAGCUAAUUCCUACGGCGCUGGGUUUAACUCUGCCGGCGGUGGGUGGUUUGCGAUGGAACGGUCCCGCGAAGAUGGAGUAAAAGUAUGGUUCUGGUCAAGGCUUGAGGACGAUGUACCUAGGAACAUCCGAGACGCAGAUGCCCUGCUUGAUCCCUCUUCAUUCGGCAUGCCUAGCGCCACAUUUCCAAAAGACACUUGCGACUACGACACCCAUUUUAACGCACAUAAAAUGAUUUUUGACACGACGCUUUGUGGGGAUUGGGCCGGAAGUGAAUUCAACUCAACCGGGAUUCUUGGUGGCUGUGACAAAUACGUCGAUAAUACCCCCGACGCAUUCCGGGAGGCUUACUGGGAAGUAAAUUCCCUGCAUGUCUAUUCACCUCUCCCCGACAAUUUCUCGGGCAUUGUUUUCCCUGAAAAUAUACUGUAG
Messenger RNA from Pleurotus ostreatus (oyster mushroom), 1005 nucleotides. RefSeq lists its product as uncharacterized. The transcript has 6 exons. The coding region runs from base 1 to 1005 and encodes 334 amino acids. The record is from RefSeq and is a predicted model, not a curated record. Gene Ontology annotation, molecular function: hydrolase activity, hydrolyzing O-glycosyl compounds. Lineage: Eukaryota; Fungi; Basidiomycota; Agaricomycetes; Agaricales; Pleurotaceae. Gene Ontology annotation, biological process: glucan catabolic process.